AUGUCUAUGCCUCAUUCUACCGCAAACUGGCACUGGAAGACGAAAUAUGUUGGUCCCUGGGCUAAAGAAUGGUUCAGCAAAGAGCUCGCUGGCGCGUCUAGCGAGCAAGGAGACAGCUCGGUGACCGUCGUUCGAGUCACAGAAGUCGAAGGAGACGUCGAGUUGGGCCAGCGGAAGAGCAAGCUCAUCACCAUCUACGACUGUCGAGUCGUCGUCGAGUGGAAUGCGAGUGGGAAGGACGAUACGAGCAUCAAAGGAACGUGCGUGAUUCCAGAAGUCUCGCACGAGAAUACCCUCGACGGUGUCAGCGACUAUACGUACGAGUAUACAAAAACAACGUCCAAAGGCGACGGAAAGGCGGUUGACGCGCUAUUCGAUCAUGUCCGAAAGGUUCUUCCGACGUUGCUCGAGGCAAAGUUCAAAGCAUUCCCACAAGCACUACUCGAAACUCAUGGAAAAGACCUUACCGUGGUAACGGACGAUACACCAAACGCCAGUGGAACGGCGACACCUGUUCAACCCAAAGCUGCACCUGCGCCUUCGAGUACAAAGACUUCCGGAAAGCAGACUACUGUUUCCGUUGUCAAUACGGCUACAGUCACGGUAUCUGGCCGUUUUAUGGCGAGCGCCGACGAUCUCUAUAGUCUCCUAACAGACGAGAAGAGAAUACCAAUGUGGAGUCGAGCACCAGCACAGUCAAAUCCUUCCCCAGGUGGAGCCUUUUCAUUGUUCUCUGGCGGUGUGACUGGAAAGUAUGUGGAACUCGACCCACCGAAGAAGACGGUCCAGGAGUGGCGACUUACCGGUGGCGGUUGGCCAGAUAAUCACUACGGAACGCUUACUACUACAUUUAAUCAAGAAUCCGAUUCGACAAAUGUCGAAUUCUCUCUUAAAGGGGUACCAAAAGGGAAAGAGGAAGAAGUCGAGCGAGGUUUGGAAGGAUACUAUAUUCGCGGUCUCAAGUCCAUGGGGUACGUCCAGGUGUCUCAUUAUGAACCUUCGUCACCUCUACGCACAUCGAAACCCGUUGCAUCGCAACAAAAGUCCAUCGACUGGAAAGGCUUUGCGGCCUUUGCCAUUGCUGGGCUGGUUCUCGUGGCGAGCAUCCUUCCUGCGUUCAUGGGUGCCGGACGACGCUAG
This is a messenger RNA of Serendipita indica DSM 11827, 1140 nucleotides long. Lineage: Eukaryota; Fungi; Basidiomycota; Agaricomycetes; Sebacinales; Serendipitaceae. The record is from the annotation of a GenBank genome assembly.